This is a messenger RNA of Phycomyces blakesleeanus NRRL 1555(-), 783 nucleotides long. RefSeq lists its product as hypothetical. The transcript has 4 exons. The record is from RefSeq and is a predicted model, not a curated record. The annotation marks the transcript as partial. Gene Ontology annotation, cellular component: cytoplasm. Gene Ontology annotation, molecular function: protein serine/threonine kinase activity; ATP binding. Gene Ontology annotation, biological process: intracellular signal transduction; protein phosphorylation. NCBI's taxonomy places the organism in Eukaryota, Fungi, Mucoromycota, Mucoromycetes, Mucorales, Phycomycetaceae.
GGCCGCUAUGAGCAGAAGCAUAUGUUGGGUAAAGGCAACUUUGGUGAAGUAUGGCUAGCAGUAGAAAAGUCGACAAAGAAACAGGUGGCUGUAAAGGUGCUGAAGAAAAAGAACUUCAAGACCGAAGACCAGAUCAAACAUGCCCAGAAUGAGAUGGAAAUCUGCAAAGGAUUUGUAAAGAGCUUGGGCCAUAAGAACAUCGUCAAGGUAUACGAGGUUGAUUCUGACAGCGACUAUAUCUAUAUUGUCAUGGAGUGUGUCAAGGGAGGCGAACUCUUUGACAAAAUCAAGAAAUAUGGUCGCAUCAAGGAAAUCGAUGUCCAGAAAUGGUUCAGGCAGCUAAUCGAAGCAAUGGAGUAUAUUCACAAGAAUGGCAUUGUUCACAGAGAUUUAAAGCCUGAAAAUGUCUUAUUGGACGAGUUCAACAACAUCCGGGUCUGUGAUUUUGGGUUUGGGAAAAAAUGCAAGGAGCUCGAAUUGCUGGAAAUCUAUUGCGGAAGUCCAUACUAUGCCGCCCCCGAGAUGGUCUCCUCGACACCUUACAGAGGUCCUCCGGCAGACAUGUGGAGCUGUGGUGUGAUGCUCUUUGCCAUGUUGACCGGACACCUGCCAUUCCACAGCAGCAAUCCGUCCGAACUGUUCCGCAAGAUCAGAACCGGCCCAUACUCUCUUCCGCGCUACGUGUCUGCCGAGGCAUCCCAGUUGAUCGCCAUGCUGCUGGUCAAAGAUCCCGACGCCCGAAUGACGGCCAACGAGUGUCUUGGCCACCCUUGGUUCUCUCGG